Molecule: messenger RNA, 1691 nt
Organism: Brachypodium distachyon (stiff brome)
Lineage: Eukaryota; Viridiplantae; Streptophyta; Magnoliopsida; Poales; Poaceae
Product: phosphatidylinositol transfer protein 3
Exons: 6
Coding region: 160-1371 (403 amino acids)
Molecular function (GO): phosphatidylinositol transfer activity
Source: RefSeq, a predicted model, not a curated record
AAUCUCCUGCCCCGUAUAAUCCGGAUUCGACUUUACCAAAUUGUCCAGCAGAGUCCAUUCGCGUCUUCCGGACAGAGGAGAGGACGACCUUGCGUGCUCCGCGCAUCCCGCUGCCUGCCUGCCUGCCUCCUCCGCCUCGCCGUCGCCGAGAACGGCACAAUGAGCUCUGGAAGUGGUGCAAACGAUGGCCAUGCUGAACAAUCAGCAUUAUAUCAGCAGCAGCUGUCCAAGAUUGGUGAAGUUAGAGCUUCCCUAGGACAACUAUCAGGAAAAUCUGCACUCUAUUGCUCAAAUGGUUCAGUUGCGAGGUACUUGGUAGCAAGGAAUUGGGACGUGAAGAGGGCUACAAAAAUGCUUAAGAAAACCUUGAAAUGGCGUUCGGAAUAUAAGCCUGAUGAGAUCCGCUGGGAUGACAUAUCAGAUGAAGCUGCGACUGGAAAAAUUUACCGAAGUGAUUAUUUCGACAAGAGUGGACGGAGUAUUCUUGUCAUGAGACCUGCAUGCCAGAAUACCAAGAAGGCUGAGGGGCAGGUCAAAUAUUUGGUAUACUGUAUGGAGAAUGCAAUUCUAAAUCUGCCACCUGGUCAGGAUCAGAUGGUUUGGCUCAUUGAUUUUGCAGGCUUCACCUUGCAUAACAUAUCACUUCAUGUGACAAAGUUGACAGCAGAUGUCCUACAAGGUCAUUAUCCUGAAAGAUUGGGCGUGGCAAUUCUUUACAAUGCCCCCAGGUUUUUUGAGAAUUUCUGGAAGUUGGCAAGUCCCCUUCUUGAGAAGAAGACGAAAAAUAAGGUCAAAUUUGUAUACUCGGAUAGUCCUGAGACCGACAAGAUCAUGGAAGAUCUUUUCAACAUGGAUGAGUUAGAAUGUGCAUUUGGCGGUAGAAGCCCGGCCACUUUUAACAUAAAUGAUUAUGCUGCAAGGAUGAGAGAAGAUGACACCAAGAUGCCAUUAUUCUGGAGCCCUGAGAAUCCUGCUCUUGCUUCAGAGCCAUAUCUGAUGAACAACCACGGGUCCCAACAAUGUAGCUUGGGUUUGAAGACUGAAGAGACCGCAUCUGACAAGGGUGAAGAAACAGAGACUACAUCUGACAAGGUGGAAGAAACAGAGACUGCAUCUGACAAGAGGGAAGAAACAGUGACUGCACCUGAAAAUAGUGGAGAAACGAAAACUGCAUUGGGGGAGAGUGGAGAGGCUGAGACUGAUUCUGUAAAGAGAGAAGAAAUUAAGACUGGAUUUGAAAAGGGAGAAACAGAAACUGGGGCUGAAAAGAAGGAAGAAACAAAGACUGAAUCAAGCACAGUUAAAUUGACAAGUUCUCCAGGGGAAGGUGUUGCAUCACCAGAUAAAAGUGGCAGCUCAUCUGAUCCGUGAAGUAGUAUCACCAUCAAACAUACAUGCCAGAUGUGGAUAUGGUUCGUCGAAAAAAGAUGUUGAUAAGUGAAUCCUCAUCUGAGAGAUGAACAUCAAAAGUGAUAACAAUUCCUUUAACACACGUCAGGGAAGUGCUGCUAACUUGUUUUGUAGUCAGCACCCUUGUGACCUUGUUUGAACAACUUUUGGCAAGAGAUGAAACUUAUCAGAUGGGAAACGAUGAUAAAUACUAAGUUACUCUCAGUUUUCUUAUGGCAUUGUUCCUGGGAAUCUAUUGAGUUACUUGUGUUGGAAUAUAUGCUAAUGAAAAUUGAAGUUUA